This is a messenger RNA of Botrytis deweyae, 2538 nucleotides long. RefSeq lists its product as uncharacterized. The coding region runs from base 1 to 2538 and encodes 845 amino acids. The transcript is spliced from 3 exons. The record is from RefSeq and is a predicted model, not a curated record. Lineage: Eukaryota; Fungi; Ascomycota; Leotiomycetes; Helotiales; Sclerotiniaceae.
AUGGCUCCACAAACUACCGACUGGGUAGUCGAGAUGGCCAAAGGUCGGAUGGCCACAACUAAAGAUGAAUACGAAGAGAUGCACAACCAGAUGUCACGCAUGGGUUUGAAAGGUGCUUAUAAUCCGGCAAAUGUGUAUCCUGGAUCUCGUUUCACUCCAAGCUCAAAGCCUACACCAGAAGAAGUUCGUGAGAAGGCUCGAUUGUCAUCACAAAAGAUAUUAUCGGAUUGGAAUACAUUGCGGACCAUUGUUCAGUUACAUGCUGAUACAUUGGAGAAGCGUUGGAUGAAGAAGUCGAGAAAGAAACAGAGGGAAAUGCUCUUGGAAGCUUGGCCCAACAUGUCUACUACACAUCGUCCUGAUUACGAGGCAUUUAGACAGGAGUGUACCGGACGCAUACUCAUCGGACUCUCGAAGUUUCAGGAAGCUUACAAAUGGCCUUAUAUCAAUCUGCAAGACCUAAGUAGGGAAUCUCUGGUCAUUUUCAUCACUAGCCGAGGACACAACCCUCCAAGCGCAUUUGCUCGCGCGGAUCUUAACGCAACACACCUCGGAACUGUUGCGCAUUUUAUUCCUGAACCAGCUUUCCUUCCCUUUCAUACACUGUUCUUGGAUGGUGAUAAAGUGGAAACGUAUGGAAGAUUGGUUUCAUGGGACGAGGAUGAUGCUGCUGCUGAUCUGAUGUUCACAGAAAGACAAUUCAGCCCUGGUGACGGUUUGAAAGCAUUUGAACUUCAAGAAAAAAUAUAUCCUUUCCUCAUCAGAUGUUGUGAGCUUAUUCUUCACGACUUCACCAAAUCGGGUGCUUUGCUUGAUGCAAAUAUUCCAACAGGUAUUGCACCUGAUCCUGUCGUUGCCCCAGAGCCUACUACAGCCGCCGUUACCGAGAUACUUCCAUCUCUGGCCACCAUUUCAGCAGAAGCACCGUAUCGUUUACCAGCGAACAUCGAUUUUGAGCGGCUUCGUGAAAUCUUUGCAGCAAGACUCUCAGCAGCAGAAGACUAUCUCUUUGAUUUGAGGGAAGAUCCUGGAUUUUUCGCUGACACCAUUAACGAUUGGAGCGAGCAUCGGAAUGAUGCAUUGUUAGACACAAAUGGCAACCCACAUCCGACUGGACCACACACUCAGGAUUUCUGGGGCCGCGUGGUCAGAAACAUUAUCAGUGACGCAUAUUCUAGCUACGAAACCUGGUUUCUCCUUCAUCGACAAGCUGCUCUAUUAUGCACACUAAUGGAAAAGUACAAGGAUGAAAUUUCGUAUAACAAGCAACUUCCCAAGGAAUACCUCAUUGCCAUUUUGAAGCUCAGGGAACUUCUGAAGACAAGUGCCGAAGCACCGAUCAACUAUCUCCAGAAUAUCCAGUCCUCACCACCUCUCCGACAUCACUUCACACGUGCUCCGCAAGCUCCUGGUACAACCAACAUGUAUAUAAUGCCAAAAGAUGAGAGAAGUCCAUUUUUCCACAAACCAUGGGGUCUUUUGUUGAUUUUGUGGGAUCGGGAAAAACGAGAUUUAUUUGGAUUGACAAAUGUCAUCGACGCAUUCGAACAACUGAUGCAGGAUCCAGAAGAAAGCAAAAACAUAUCUUCAUAUAUCGCCGAUCGAUUCUCGGAUCUAGCAAUAUUAUCUCGAGCUCUUUAUGAAGUCGAGAAUUAUCAGCCUUGGGCUGCGACUUUUGACGACGAGUACAAUAACAACCACCAGAGAGAAGUGCUCAGAAUCACAAUGACAGGUUUUGUUUUCAACAAUGAUUAUAUCGAGUAUAUGAACUCAGUUUUGAAAGGUAUCGUACCAUACUGCAUGCCCGGUGAUGGAAAAUUCAAAUAUCCUGUCAAUAAGAAGCGUACAAAACAAAGCACGGAACAGAUGAUCUUGGCUGAGAAAAAUCUUGACUUUUUCUGGGGGAAAUUUGAUGCUAACUGGAAAAAACUGACGAGGAAGAACAUCGAUGCGUGCUUUGGAGGGCAUCCACCAAGAAAGAGAGGAAAGAUUCAAAGAACUUCAUCAUGGGUUGAGCCCUUACCGAUUGAAGCUACAACAAAAUCUCAACAAGCCUCAAGCACCCAAGAAUGGGCACAUGAUGAGGAAAAGAACAAAGUUAAGACAAAAUCGAAGAAAGCAAAAUCCAAGACCAGAGGGUCCACACAGCCGCUCACGCAACCUGAGGCUCAACCUGAGAACCCCGAACCACAGUUCAAUGUCGAACAAUCUAAAGUCAAGAUCCCUCAUCAUCUUAUGCGAGUGUUCAAUACAUUGUUCUUCCAACCUGGUCAGAACAACACACCAGGCGACGUCCCUUGGGUAGAAUUCCUAAAGGCAAUGGUAGAAAUGGGGUUUGCUGCACAGAAAUUGUAUGGGAGUGUUUGGCAAUUCACACCUGUUUCCAAGGAGGCAGCGGCUAAAACCGGAGCAGAAAAAAGCAUUCAGUUUCAUGAGCCGCAUCCGGGUGUCAAGAUUAAUUUUGUCGUUGCUCGGAGAAUGGGAAGAAGGUUGAUGAGAAGGUUUGGAUGGUGGGGUGGUAUGUUUGAGGAGGAUUAG